This is a messenger RNA of Fulmarus glacialis (Northern fulmar), 1146 nucleotides long. RefSeq names its product GATA binding protein 2 (gene GATA2). Gene Ontology annotation, biological process: negative regulation of transcription by RNA polymerase II; positive regulation of miRNA transcription; positive regulation of angiogenesis. The transcript has 3 exons. The record is from RefSeq and is a predicted model, not a curated record. Gene Ontology annotation, molecular function: DNA-binding transcription factor activity, RNA polymerase II-specific; zinc ion binding; RNA polymerase II cis-regulatory region sequence-specific DNA binding. Bases 131 to 601 code for a protein of 156 amino acids. NCBI's taxonomy places the organism in Eukaryota, Metazoa, Chordata, Aves, Procellariiformes, Procellariidae.
AAAUCCGGUUUCUUCGUGUUUCCAUUUAGAAGGCAGAGAGUGUGUGAACUGUGGAGCAACUGCCACCCCUCUCUGGAGAAGAGACGGCACUGGGCAUUACCUGUGUAACGCCUGCGGGCUCUACCACAAAAUGAAUGGUCAAAACCGACCUCUCAUUAAACCUAAACGAAGGCUGUCAGCGGCUAGGAGAGCAGGGACUUGUUGUGCCAACUGUCAGACAACCACCACGACCUUAUGGCGACGUAAUGCAAACGGGGACCCAGUUUGUAAUGCCUGCGGACUCUACUAUAAAUUGCACAAUGUGAACAGGCCUCUGACCAUGAAAAAGGAAGGAAUUCAGACCAGGAAUAGGAAAAUGUCCAACAAAUCAAAGAAAAGCAAGAAAGGCUCUGAGUGUUUUGAGGAACUGUCCAAGUGCAUGCAGGAGAAAUCAUCUCCCUUCAGCGCUGCUGCCCUUGCUAGUCACAUGGCGCCCAUGGGGCAUUUGCCACCUUUCAGCCACUCUGGACACAUCCUACCAACACCUACCCCCAUCCACCCAUCUUCCAGCAUCUCAUUUGGACAUCCGCACCCAUCCAGCAUGGUUACAGCCAUGGGAUAAAACCUGAUGACCAAGAGACCCACCCAGAGAUUAAGAACAUGGGGCUUUGCCUAAGACGACAACAAGUAAGAAAAUGUCCUGCCAAGAGGAGAAUGUAUGGAAUGGCAAAAGGGGAUCUUUGUUCCCGUGUGGUUUAACUCUUAAUGCUGGACUAAAACCUUGCAAAUGAUGGGUCUUCUGCAGAAACAUGUAGUGGUGCCUGUAAUGCACUUUGCCCCCUCAGGUAUAAGGAAAAAGAACUCACCUGUUUGAUACUUAAUCGUCCAGCAGGAAGCAAAAGGUGGCAGAAGCUGAAGGAAAAGGCUUGGAACUGGCUUUCCUUUCUCUCUUUGUUAUUACUGUGAAUAUUGUAAAGAGAUAUAAGCAGCCUCCCAGGAUGGAAUCAGCUCACUGGAAGCCAGACAUGCUGGAUUUCUAUCGCGGACUUUGUUUGGGAUGGGGAAAAAAGGAAAAAAUAAAAAAAAAGAAAAGGACAUCUUUAUAAAAACGUAAUUUUUAAAAUGAAAUCAGAUACAAAGUCAUAUUUAUUUUGCUCUUGUUUUCCA